Metarhizium brunneum ARSEF 3297 is the source of this 732-nucleotide messenger RNA. Lineage: Eukaryota; Fungi; Ascomycota; Sordariomycetes; Hypocreales; Clavicipitaceae. The record is from RefSeq and is a predicted model, not a curated record.
AUGGCGAACGAUCCUAGCAUUUGGCUAUUCGAUGUCCGAGAGCAUCUUGCCAAGUCAGCCCAGCACGUAGGCUUGGACAUCUCCUUUAACGCUGCGCCGCAUCCCGAUACACUACCCUCGAAUGUCAAGUUGCGACACUGGGAUAUUAAAGAUGACCUGCCAGCGGACCUGGUGGCGGCCUUUGACCUUGUCCACGUCCGCUUUCUGUCAUUUGUUCUCUUGAACAAUGAGGUAGAAGUGGUUUUGCGCAAACUUUUUCAAAUGCUAAGUACAUAUAUCUGCGCAAAUUCGACAAGUCGAUGCCGGUUGGUUGCUAACCCAACAUCAGAGCCUGGCGGCUACCUGCAAUGGGGAGAGCCCGACAUGGAGACACUUCGCAUCGACAAGGUCGCCCCCGAGGCUAAAAGUGAAGGCUUGGAGCAGCUGUUCAAGUUGUUUGAGAUUCAGGAUGCGCGCCUCAAACCAACCUGGGCGGUAGAACUGCACAACCUCUUCUCUGCCGUGGGGUUUGACCAUGUGGACGUGCACAGCCUUGACUGUCCGCCACAUUGGGCCUACAUCUUUCACGAGGGGGGGCUGAUGAUGCAUGAAAUCAUCUCUCGCAAGAACAAGAGCGAGAAAAUGCAGCACGAGUUGGCACGUCUGCUGCCGCAGGCCGUCGAGGAAACUCGAAAUGGAGCUUGGGUAAGCUGCGUACGGUUGACUGUUAUUGGGAAACGGCCUGCGCAAUAG